UUUAUCAAAGCAGAGAGAGAAAUGAGAACGAUGAUCGGAAAGUGUUGGAAGGCUCUUGGAACCGCCGGAAAGUGUGAUGGUGGUCAUUACUACGGCGUGAGGACGAUGGUUGGAAAAGCCUCAAACCGAGCCGGUGUUCAUGGUUCCAGGAUUCCCGACGCUAAAGCACUUGACAAUGAGGAAGAGAUUAGGGAAAGGAUUGAUAAAGGGGGAGAAGACAAAGAACAGAAAAGAAGAGAAGUUGAGAAAAAAGUCUCGCAAAGAGAUGUUGUCACUCUACAAGCUUAUCUUUCUCCAUUGGGGUCUCAAAGUAUAAUCCACUCCAGAUUCUUACAGAUUCCAUGGAGACGACAAUCAUGCUUCUCAAAGCAUUUGAAUUUCUACAGCACAGGCCUCUCUAAAGCCGGCAAGCUCGACGAAGCCGUCGUCACUCUGAUAGAGAAGUCGUCAUCCUCACCUUCAAAUCUCUCCAGCCCCGAGGCUUACACAGACGUUCUUCAUGCCUGCAUCUCCGCUAGAUCGCUCCACCACGGCCAAAAAAUCUGCGCUUUGGUUCUCAACGACCCUAGUCUCCGUCACGACCCCAAAUUGCUAAGCAAGCUCAUAACCCUUUUCUCGGUUUGCCGCCGACUGGAUCUCGCUCGGAAAAUCUUCGACGAUGUCACCGACUCGGCCUUCCUCACUGAAGAAGUUUGGGCGGCGAUGGCGAUUGGAUACUCUAGGAACGGGUCACCGAGAGACGCUUUGCUCGCGUAUGUGGAUAUGCUCUGUAGUUUCAUCGAGCCAGGGGAUUUUUCGAUUUCCAUCGCGUUAAAAGCUUGCAUCGAUCUCAAAGAUCUCCGGGUCGGUAGAGGAAUCCAUGCCCAGAAAGAUGCAGGAAGAGAGAAUCGGGUUUAG
Molecule: messenger RNA, 897 nt
Organism: Thlaspi arvense
Lineage: Eukaryota; Viridiplantae; Streptophyta; Magnoliopsida; Brassicales; Brassicaceae
Source: the annotation of a GenBank genome assembly